CAUGUCCACAGAUAAUCCCACACAUCUGCUGACCACGCGGGAUCUUGGCCAAUUGCGUGGCCAAUUACAGACGACAGCAGCGCCAGCGACGGCAACAAGUGGCGUACAUGGAUACCGCAACAUAAUUCCCCCACCUAUCAGCACCUCAGCAACAGCAACAGCAACAGCACCAGUAGCAGUAGCAAUAGCAUCAACAGCAGCACCAGUAUCAACAGCAUCUUCCGUAGUAACAGAAGCAUCAUCAUCAUCAGCAUCAUCCACCACCACGAGCAGCAACAGCAACAGCGGCAGCAUCCAUCACGGAGGUGGCAACAUGCAGUCCACCAGCUCAAAAUAUGUCGUCAUUCAACCGAACCACAACGGCGGCUUCACGGCCUACGAUAGCAGUGCCACUGCAGCAACCACGAUGCCCACGGGCGGAGGCGGUGGUGCCGGUGGCGCUGGAACGGGUGGAAAUAUUGUUCUUUUAGCCGCCGAGCCCCUGGAAAUGGGUUCGGCAGACGCAUUGGCCGCCGCUGCCGCUGCGGGAGCGGACGAUGGAGAGCUGCGCUCCUUGUCGUGGCUGAGCGACAGCAAUCUGAUCAAGGGGAUUGUAACGAGCAGCGGCCCCACAACGGCCGCAUCGCAGGCGAAACGGACAGCGGCUGUGGCCCUCAAGGCUCCUGCGGGGGGAGUCUGCCUUGUCGGCGAUCUCAUUGAGGAGCUGCCGCCAAGCAGCAACGAUAUUCCGGAGACGGGAGACCAGCAGGGGACGCCCGGGGGCGUUUACAGCACCACAACAGUGCACAAGGGACCCAGCGGCACCACCACAGUGGUGGAGUACAAGGCCACAAAGACGACGACGACGGCCACACGAACAAGCUACAUGCCUGUGGUGGUGACCAGCAGUAGCAGCAGCAGCAGCAGCAGCAGCAGCAUCACACCAGCAGCACAAGCCACCAUUUCACCCGCCAAGCAGCAGCAGCCCCAACAGAUCUUUGUGACCAGCAAUGGGACGGGUGCAACAACAUACAAGACCUCUUCCCCCACAUCCAUGGCCACGGUCUCUGUUUCGUCCGCCCCACCGUGCUCCCCGAAUAAUAAUAUCAACCACCACAACACCACCACCCACCAUCCGCACAAGAAAUAUCUGCGGGAGAAGAUGAACGUCCAUGUGGACCACAGCAGCCAUGUGGCCUCCACGGUGACGGUCGUCAGUUCGCCUGCAUCCUCAAACAAUUCAUCGCUCAGCUCCACCUCCGCUUCAACCUCCGCCCUGUCCAUGUCGGUUAAUGGAUCAUCGGCCGGCAUAAAUGGCGCUGGGAAUAGUCCAGGGCCCAAGGCCGCCAACAGCUUCACGACCGUUUACGAAACGGUUAAGUUCUCUGGAGCUGGGACAACGCCCUGCAGCAUCAGCAACCCCAGCCAAAGCAACAGACAGCACCUGCCCGAUCAGACGACGCUGAUUACCCCAACGGCAUUGAUCAGUACCUCGCCCAUGACGGGCUAUAGUUUUGUGCAUCAUCUCACCGGAACGCCGCAUGUCAUGGCUUCGACCGCACCAUCGGAGGCGACUCUGGGAGGAGGCGGCAGCAUCUAUUACACCAAUGCCACGCCAAUGCAACAACAGCAGCACCUGCAACAGCAACAGCAACAGCAACAGCAGCGUGGCAUGCAUGUCUCUGUGUCGCCGCCACCGACGGCCGUCAAUGCAACAAUGGGGGGUCAUAAUGGAUCUAAUGGAGCAUUGAAUCUGCGAAGCCCCAAUAGCUACAGCAGCUACGACAAUGAGGAUUCUCUGAAGGAGUUCGACAUGACAUUGAACUCCAGGAUGCAUACUAGCACGCCCCAAUAUGUGGCAGCGGCAGCCAAGAGCAGCAGCUACAGCAACAACGCCAACAGUUCCUCCAACACCACCAACGGAGGAGGAGGCGGUGGUGGUGGCGGUGGCGGUGGUGGUGGCGGUGGUGGUGGCGGUGGUGGUGCCGGUGCCGGUGCCGGCAACACACCGCAAAAGCAAAAGCAUCCCAACAAUGUGCCAUAUGAUCCGCUAGUGCAUACAAACAACAAGCCGCCAUAUAGCUUUAGUUCACUCAUCUUUAUGGCCAUUGAGGGUUCGAACGAGAAGGCGCUGCCUGUAAAAGAGAUCUAUGCGUGGAUUGUCCAGCACUUUCCAUACUUCAAGACGGCCCCCAAUGGCUGGAAGAACAGUGUGCGGCACAAUCUGUCGCUGAACAAGAGUUUCGUCAAAGUGGAGAAGGCCCCCAAUAUGGGCAAGGGCUCGUUGUGGCGCGUAGAGCCGCAACAGCGUCAAAAUCUCAUUCAGGCCCUCAAUCGGUCAGGCCCAUUCUUUCCGAAUUCAGCGGUGGACAAGAUCAGUACGUCGCUGAAGAGUCCCAAUGGACAAGGGGCGCCCCAAUCAUCCGGUGGAUAUGAUGGCCUUGAUGGAGUGGCUGCCUCCGGCGCCGCUGCCUCCGCCAAUGGAAUAGGAAUGGGCUGUGGCAACUCUGCGGCUCCAGUGACACUGGCCACACCCACAAAAAGCAAUGGCCUGGUGCUCGCCAAUGGUGGUGCUAGUCAAUCGGCCGCCAUGCCAAACAGUCCAACAUCAAACGCUGGCGGAGGAGGGAGUGCCAGUCAUGCGCGAGUCGAUCCGAAGCUGUUUCCCUAUUUGUCCAAGGCCUUCCGCAAAAUCCGCGAAGAUGGUGGGCCGCCCACUCAGCAGCUGCUCCUCAGCGAUGUCCUCGAUGACGAUGUUUCCGGCGAAUAUGCUGGCAACCACAACCACAACAGCGGCAGUGGCAGUGGCAGGUACGUCUAUGUGGGAAACGGAGGGGCUACUGCUGGCCCCAAUGGAAGUGGGGAUGGCAUUAACUUUGAGCGACUGGCCCGCGAUUGCGGGGCUGACAGCAUGGACGACGUGCAUGCUGCGGCGGCCAUGCUCUUCCUCAAACACGGACCAAAGGCCUUCACUGAGUCUUUUCAAAAUGGGGCCCCAGUGAUUACAAGUUCUCCCAGCGAGGAUCACACUUAUUCCGCGGGCGGCAAUAGCAAUGCGGACAGCGGCGCCUCCACCCCACUCACCAAUGGCAAUAUCCUGGCGGGGCAGACGCCGGCCCAGCUUCAGCUGCAGGCGCAGGCCAAUGCCGGCGGAGGAUCGGACAGCAAUUGCGCCAGCUCCGAUGCGGCCUACGACAGCAGCGAGGAGAACCACAACAUCACGCCCGAGGAGUUGGCCGAUCAGCAGCGACAUCGUGAUGGUGUCGACGCAUUGCUCUCGCUGUCGCGCUCAUCCAUCGUCGAGUGCGGGUCGGUGGCCACCACGCACUAUCACAGCAACGGGAGCAGCGGAAGCAGUCACGGCUCCCCGCACAAGCGCCCCUCCAGCCACAGUCUCGAGGAGGAGCACGAGCACCUCCUCCUGCAACAGUACCAGCCACUGUUGUCGUCCUCGCCACAGGCUGUCUACACGAAUGGCAGCGGCAGCAAGAUGGCACUCCUCAGCAGUGCCGCUGCCAAUGUGGCGUUGGCCCAACAGCAGCAACAGCAGCAGCACCACCAUCAGAUCAAUCAAAUUCAGCAGCACGUGAGUGGCAGCUAUUUGGCAGGAUUGAAUCAUUGCCUGCCCGCUGCAACGGGAGCUGGAGGACAGGCGGCCAUGUUGCCCCAACAUCUCACUGCUGUGAUGGCAAAUGCUGCGGCCAAGAACAAGGUGAAGCCCCUGCGGGGCUUGCGUACAAAGAUCAAGAGGAAGUCUGCAUGGAUGCGGUGAAUGUGGCGCCAGGCCGGAGGCAGGCGGAGGACCGUCUCCUAGCCUCCACAGCCCCUCGCAUGUCCCCUCCAUGGCCACGUCCCCUGUGUUGUUGUCUCUUUCUAAUUGCAAAUUGUUCAAAUCAGAGCAUUUAGUCGUAAGAUUUAGUAGACUCCCUCGCCUGCUCGCCCUUUCUUCUCUUUUAUUUUGAAUGUGUGCGUUCCUCCUCUAAUCCUUGUGUUUGUUAUACAAAUUAAUGACUAUUUUUUGAUAGGUUUUUAGUUUAGUCUUUAGACGUCUUUUGGACUUGAUUCGGGUCCUCGAUUGUCGGCCAUUUCAUCAAUAUUUGACAAUUCUUUUACACACACACACACACACACGUGUUAUACAAAUCAUCUAUAAAAAAAAAAAAUCCUAAACUUUAACGAAUUGUAAUUAAUUUAUAGCUUAAAUAAUUUUAAAUAUCUUUUGCUUCCCAACAUUGGUUGUUUCAUUAUUCUUUUUUUUUUAA
Messenger RNA from Drosophila persimilis, 4241 nucleotides. RefSeq lists its product as uncharacterized. Gene Ontology annotation, molecular function: DNA-binding transcription factor activity, RNA polymerase II-specific; RNA polymerase II cis-regulatory region sequence-specific DNA binding. Bases 2 to 3751 code for a protein of 1249 amino acids. The transcript is spliced from 6 exons. Gene Ontology annotation, biological process: regulation of transcription by RNA polymerase II. Lineage: Eukaryota; Metazoa; Arthropoda; Insecta; Diptera; Drosophilidae. The record is from RefSeq and is a predicted model, not a curated record.